UCUGUUCGGGCUCAGCGCGCUGCCGCUUUCAUAGUCUAGUCCCGCUCCGCUCCUGGCCGCCGCAAGGACCGAGCCAACAGCCAAAGGAGACACGGUCAAGCAGGGAAACUUUUCCCGGGGCCCUAGCCGGCCCGGGUCUGCUCCGGUGAGUCAGGUUCGGUCCCGCCGUCCAGGCAGUUGCGAAGGGUCUGAGAUCUGGAAGCUUGAGAAGGGGCUGAAGCCUUGGGGGGGAAAUUGGUAUCUAGAGGAAAGAAAACUGUGAGGACACCUGCUCUCUAUUGUCCUUGGAACCCAGGGAGUCACCAGAAGAAGCAAGAGCUUCCUCUAGUGCCCGAUGACUCCUGCCACCUCCUCCUGUCUCCAAGAAGGAAUCAUGUGUGAGGUCAACAGGACAAUUGAAGCUAAUAAGCCCCAUUUGGUGCCUUUGGUGGUGGUCCUGAGCAGCAUCUCCCUGGUCACAGUGGGGCUCAACCUCCUGGUGCUCUACGCAGUGAGGACAGAGAAGAAACUGCACACUGUGGGAAAUCUCUACAUUGUCAGCCUCUCUGUAGCUGAUCUGAUUGUGGGCGCAGCUGUCAUGCCCUUGAAUAUUGUGUAUCUCUUUAGGUCCCUAGACCGGCCCCUCUGCCUUUUCUGGCUCUCCAUGGACUACGUGGCCAGCACCGCUUCCAUCUUUAGUGUCUUUAUUCUGUGCAUUGACCGCUACCGCUCUGUCCAACAGCCCCUCAAGUACCUACGGUAUCGCACCAAGACCAGAGCGUUAGUCACCAUCUUGGUCACCUGGUUCCUGGCCUCCCUGUGGAUCAUCCCUAUUCUGGGAUGGAGAAGCUUUUGGCCAAAUAACAAUGAGAGCAAGGCAUAUGAUAAACCCACUGCCACUGGGGACAAGUGUGAGACAGACUUCUACAAUGUCACUUGGUUCAAGGUGAUGACCGCCAUCAUCAACUUCUACCUGCCUACCUUGCUAAUGCUCUGGUUCUAUUCCAAGAUUUACAGGGCUGUCCGACAGCAUUGCCAGCACCGAGAAUUCAUCAACGGGUCCUUCCCAUCUUUCUCAGAUGGCAACAUGAGUCACAAAAAGCAUAAGAUCUGCCUCCCAAAGCAGGGGAAAGAUGCCAACCUGGAGCUGUUGAAAAGGAAGCCAGAAGGCACCUAUUAUCACAUUAAUAACAGCAUCCCCAUGAAGGCCCAGGACCCAGAAAAAGAGUUGCCCCCAGAGAAGAAAAUCCCUCGAGGUUUUGAACAAGAGGAUGAGGAAGUGAUGGUCAAGGACCACUACUUCCCUAUUGAAAUUGUGCAGACUCAGCCUCGGAUGGAGGAGGCUGGAAGAUACAUGUCCAUCCAACAGAACCAACCAGACUCCAAGGAACUGUCCCCGGCCACUCAAUAUGCCAGUGAGACAUCUGAGGAGACCAUAUUUACUGAGGCACCCUCCCAACCAGUAGACCCCAAUGCUAUCACUGAAUCAGCCACAGACCUGUCUGCUGGAGACCAAGCCAAGACCAAAACAACCUUUGGCCUGGAUUACCUGACAUUCACCUGGAAGAGAUUCCGCUCCCAUUCUAGGCAGUACAUAAAGGGUUUGCAUAUGAGCCGGGAGCGGAAAGCCGCCAAACAGCUUGGCUGCAUCAUGGCGGCCUUUAUUCUCUGCUGGAUCCCAUACUUUAUCUUUUUCAUGGUCAUUGCUUAUUGCACAACAUGCUGCAAUGACCACGUCCAGAUGUUCACCAUGUGGCUGGGCUACAUCAACUCUACCCUGAACCCCCUCAUUUACCCCCUGUGCAAUGAGAACUUCAAGAAGGCUUUCAAAAAGAUUUUCCAUAUCCGCUCCUAAAGGGAAACUUCAGGGGUGGAGUAUACAGAUGAAAAUGAUGUUGAAGGAAGAAAUAAAUGAGUACAAAGGGACUGCUUGGAUUUCCAAAGUACCCAAACUUUCCAAGGAUUCAAGAAGAGACACGUGGCUAGAAAUCUUGAAAAUCCCCUCUUCCUCAUUGGAGGUGGUACCAAUGGCUGGUUGAAAUGGAAUUGGGGUGGAAUUGAAAGCCAAUUUAAAAGUUCACAGUGUUUCAAGCUGAGCCAGAGCCUGGCUCCUGACCUCUCCAGGGCGUCUGAGGAAUUCCAGGGUUUUGACUGUAGAUCAGAUAUUUGGGAGGUAGAUGUAAUGCCUUUGUUUCUGUGGCCUCAAACUCAAGUGGAGAGAUGGUCAGAACCUUAGAGGAAGCCCAAGAUGUAUAAAGACAGGCUCACGGGGGCAGCUAGGUGGCGCAGUGGAUAAAGCACCGGCCCUGGAAUCAGGAGGACCUGAGUUCAAAUCCAGCUUCAGACACUUGACACUAGCUGUGUGACCCUGGGCAAGUCACUUAACCCCCACUGCCCCGCAAAAACAAACAAACAAACAAACAAAAGACAGGCUCACAGUGUGACUGGGAUCUAACCACACUGAGUGUUAGUUAACACCAACAUGCUGGAACUUGUAUAGCUGCAUGAGAGCUGUCGCUUCACCUGGGGAGGCAACACAUAUGUGCUCGAGAGGCUGUGAUUGCUCAGACAAUUUAGGGAGGGCCCUUGGGGAGUUGCUGGAUGACCUCCAAGAUCCCUUCUAGCUCAAAAUGUAUAAUCCUCUUUAACUAGUUUACAAGCUAUGCCAAAAAUCUUUUUAAAAUGCGUGGUGUUAUUUUAACAUCAUACAGAGCUUUCAGUCCUCUUACCCCACACUCACUCCCUCCCUACAUAAAAUACCAGGAUUACCCAACUUGGUUCCAAAAUUGAAAUUUUGGCAGUUUCCAAAAAGAAAAUCAAACACCGGCCCUGGAUUCAGGAGGACCUAAAUUCAAAUCUGGCCUCAGACACUUGACACUUCUAGCUGUAUGACCCUGGGCAAGUCACUUAACCCUCAUUGCCCCCCCCAAAAAAAAACAAAAUUGACCAUCUAAGGAUAAUAAGAAUAAUUGGUGGUUCUUUAGCCUUUUAAAGGUAACAAAGCCUUUACUCAUGCUAUCUCACAACACUUCUUUGAGAAAGGUACUAAAAUUAUUAUUAUUCCCUUUUACACAUAAGGAAACUGAGGUUAAGUGACUUACCCAGGGUCAUGCAAUUGUAAAUGUCAGAAGCAGAAUUUGAACCCCAGUCUUCUUGACCUCAAAAUCUAGCAUGCUGUCUACUUUUCCACCCUGAUUCUCAAGGAAUGAAGAUUUGUUACCCUUGAAGGGAUCCCAAAGUACUGUGAAUUCACUAGGGCAUUCCAGAUGAGUCCCCACAAUAUAGUGAACAAUGGUAGUCUCACUGCAAUAGGUGUGUGACCUCCGAAGGAGACUACUUUAACAGGGACAACAAUCUCCUCGAGCGCAUUUUUUCUUUUUCUUUCUUUCUUUUUUUUUUCCUCAGGUCAAUGAGGGUUAAGUGACUUGCCCAGGGUCACACAGCUAGUAAGUGUCAAGUGUCUGAGGUCACAUUUGAACUCAGGUCCUCCUGAAUCCAGGGCCAGUGCUUUAUCCACUGUGCCAACUAGCUGCCCCUGAGCAUAUUAUUUCUAUUCCAUUGGUUUAAAAAAAAAACCACCCUAUCAUAUUAUACUAUAUUCAGUCAGUGAGAGAGCCAAUGAGCAUUAUUAAAUGUCUGCCAUGUGCCAGGCACUGUGCUAAGUGCUGAGGAUUCAAAGAAAGGCAUAUGACAAUCCCUGCUCUCAAUCUAAUAUGGAAGAUAGCAUGCAAAUAACUAUAUAAAAACAAGCUGUAUACAGGAUACAUAGGAGUUUAUCCACAGAGGGAAGGCACUAGAAUGAAUAGGGAGGGGAAAAGGCUUCCUGUAGAUGGUGGGAUUUUAGCCAGAACUUAAAAGGAAAUGGGGGGGGGGGCAGCUA
Molecule: messenger RNA, 3859 nt
Organism: Dromiciops gliroides (monito del monte)
Lineage: Eukaryota; Metazoa; Chordata; Mammalia; Microbiotheria; Microbiotheriidae
Gene: HRH1
Product: histamine receptor H1
Exons: 3
Coding region: 335-1834 (499 amino acids)
Biological process (GO): G protein-coupled receptor signaling pathway, coupled to cyclic nucleotide second messenger; chemical synaptic transmission; regulation of vascular permeability
Cellular component (GO): dendrite; membrane
Molecular function (GO): histamine receptor activity; G protein-coupled serotonin receptor activity; neurotransmitter receptor activity
Source: RefSeq, a predicted model, not a curated record